Messenger RNA from Halichondria panicea, 2275 nucleotides. RefSeq lists its product as uncharacterized. Bases 47 to 2134 code for a protein of 695 amino acids. The transcript has a single exon. Lineage: Eukaryota; Metazoa; Porifera; Demospongiae; Suberitida; Halichondriidae. The record is from RefSeq and is a predicted model, not a curated record.
UUGAAAGGAACACAUUUCUACAGUAUCAAGUUUUACACCAAGAGCAAUGGCUUACGAUAAUCUUCCACCAAAUUACAAUGAGGUGCAGUAUUCGACAAAUUCGGAAGACUGUUCACUGAGACCAGACGGCCAUGCUGUUCCACAACAACCACCAGUACCACCCCGGAAACAGUCGCUACGACCACCCAACCAAGCGGUACCUGCCCAAACACAACAAGUAAGCUGCACGCAACCAUCAUUUCCAUAUAAGAGUAACUAUGACAGAGAUGCUUGUAUCCAAAGUAACAGUUUGCCACAUGCGACUAACCCAUCCUUUGAAAAUAGUCAGAAAAUGGUGCCUUAUGCAGCAAAUUAUCAUCACUCACAUUCGCAGCAAGCUCCUCCUAUAGCGUACUCAGCUGCACAACACAAUGUAAAACAACCUCAAAAUCCUAGUGCACCUAGCGCAAACGCAUUUGCUUUUACUGCUAGGAAAGAAUCAGUUCAAAUGGUGCAAGGUCACAUAUCUGCACCAGAGCAUAACACAGCAGGUUUGGGCCCAGCUACUCAAGGGCAGUUUACAAUGCAUGUGACACGUAUAGAAACUGUAGUUGAAGAGAUUACUGUCGUUGGCCAUGCAGUUAGAGAACAACCACUAGCAAUCGAAGCGAGAGUAGAAGAAGUCGAAUGUGAUGUUAAGGUGGAGGAGGAUUCCUGUUUUGAGAAAUGUAUAGACUGUUGCUGUGCAUCGUAUGAUUGUUCAUGCACGAUUAAGAUCGGAAACCUUUUUCAUCAAAGGCAGCUUAUUUCAGAUAAAACGUUGAAAGAAGCCUCUCAUUUGGGAGGUAAGGAAGUGAAGAAUAUCCUUUUCUCACUACUAGGUGAUGCACUUCGAAGGACCUGGGUAAUUUUACAGCUAAUUUUUGCAAUAGUAAACUUGGGAUUUUCUAUCGCUGUUUUUGUGGCAGGAAAUAACGAAGCAUUCAAUAUUUUCCAUCUGGCUCUUUCCAUAUUCUCCACAGUGCUAGUGAUUAUCGAUAGCUUGAUGGUCUUCUACAACAGUUGCCAAAAAACAAAUGAAAAUAAGAAGCAUCCUUUUGAUAUGUUUAGAUUGAUUAUUACCGAGAUUAUAUUGUUUCCACUUUUGAUAUGCAACUUCUUUGAGGUUAGCAUAACUGAUGGAAACGUUGGAACGGUGGCUAGUAUAAUCGGACUUGUGCUGUUAGCAGUAGAUUCAAUAAUAUUUAUUGUAACUGUUUUUCUGACACGACUGUACAUGAUAAUAGCUGCUAUAAUGAGACUCAAGAAACACUUCAAACACAUUCAGGAUGAUCAGAAUUCUAGAAAGUACAAAUCAAUAGUUAUUACGUAUGCUUCUUUUUUCCUUAUCUACGUCAUGUUUCAAAUGGUGACCCAAGUUUUUAUGCUUGUGAUCAUUUCAGGCCGCAUUCGUUACGAUCAUCUGAAUCGGCCUGGGGUCAAUCCAACCAGCGGAACAGAAAUUCCCAACGGAAUAGAUAUUUUUUACCGUUUAAAUGCCAUGGUUAAUCCAACCAACGAAACAGGAAUUCCAAGCAAUGAUCACAUGGGUGUGUAUGUUAGCCCGCGACUGUGGUAUAUGAUAGCUGUGAUGAGCUUCUUACCUUUGUUUGGCUAUUUGAAUUAUUUUGUGAUGACGAAAUAUUGGACUCAAGAGUUCCCUAUACUUAUGGCAUUAGUUUCAUCGGCAGUCAAAUCAGAAAAAAAAAUACCAGAACGCCUAUUGGCUAAAAAAGUUGACAAUUUGCACAACGUGAAUGUGUGUAAAAAGCUUCGCCUUCCUUUUAAGAGUCCGGUUGUGGCUAUUAUCUGCAUCGUCUACACUACAUUUCUUGUCACAUUCUUGGUUUGUGGUAUAUACAGCUUUGAAGAGUCGUUUUUUCUUCAAAGCUUCUUUCAGUUCGAAGCGCUUUCUUUUGAAUGGGGUGUAUUUAUAUUAGGAGCUAGUAUAUACACAGCCAUUGCCAACAUUUAUGUGAUUGUUGUAGCAAUUGUUUCGCUCUUUAUUAUCAUAACAGUGGUGCUAUUUAUUAUCCUUAUUAUAUUUACAAUUAUUGUCACACCACUAUUAUUUUUAUGUGAUAUGCAUGAUAAAAUAUGUGGCAAAAGCACAUGAGUUUUUGUACUGUGUUAUAAGAACCAUUAAUUAGUUAGUUAAUUGCUUUGACUAUACUGUAGCUAACACAUGGACACUUCAAACUUUGUACAUCACAAUCAGAUUUUAAUGUUAUGUUUUUAUUGAUUUUGGAAUCGAUUA